AUGGUGAUUGACAACCACAGAUCAGGAGGCUCUGGAAUGACUCCGAAAGAGCUCUCCGAAAAUGAUGAUCUGGCCACAUCUCUUGUCUUGGAUCCUUAUCUGGGGUUCCAAACUCAUAAAAUGAAUAUCAGGUACCGUCCAUUAAAAGUAAAUAAAGAUGAUUUAAAAUCAAUUGUAGAAGAAUUUAUUAAAACUCAAAAUUAUACUAGAGCUUGUAAAAAAUUACUAUGCGGUGAAUGGGUUAGCAGAAGUCCUAAAAGACAUAAUCACGGUUUGGAAGAACACAUUUAUCGUUAUUUGAGAGUAUUCGAUCAGGAUUCUGGAUUCGUCAUCGAACCUUGUUAUAGGUAUUCGUUAGAAGGUCAAAAGGGAGCUAAAAUAUCGGCAACGAAAAAAUGGUUUAAAAACGAUAAAAUAUCACGGUUGGUGGGUUGCAUUGCCGAAUUAACAGAAGAGGAAGAAGGUCAGUUACUACAUCCUGGAAAAAAUGAUUUUUCCGUCAUGUAUUCCUGUAGGAAAAAUUGUGCUCAGUUAUGGCUGGGACCUGCCGCGUUUAUUAAUCACGAUUGUCGAGCUAAUUGCAAGUUUGUGGCGACCGGAAGAGACACGGCAUGCGUGAAAGUGUUGAGAGAUAUAGAAGUCGGAGAGGAAAUCACUUGUUUUUACGGUGAAGAUUUUUUCGGCGACGGAAACUGUUAUUGCGAGUGUCGGACGUGCGAAAGACGAGAAACGGGAGCAUUUAAAAAGGGAACGAAACACGACGAUUUGACGACGGGAUACAAGUUAAGGGAAACGGAUAAUCGUAUAAACAGGACUAAAAUUCACAAGGAACAAGUUCCCGCAAGUUCAAGUGUUCUUCCCCUUAGUUUAAAAGAAUUGAGGCAAAAGGGUUUGACGAAAUACGAUGCCGAAAUGCUUUUGGAACAGGGAUGUAAUUUCGUCGACGCCGAAGUCAUACAAACCCGUCAGAAAUUAGAUAAGAAAACAAUGCAAACGCGAGACAUAUACGAGUUCGAAGAGGAUGAUGCGGCUGUGCCGCAGCCUCUCGUCUCGAAAAGAAACAAAAUAUCGGAAUACGAAUUGAAAAGUUUAGAUUCGAAGGUUAAUUACGAGAGGAAAAGCGAAACGAACGGGUCGAGCAAACGUAGCGCGAGAACCGUUUCGGACGGUUCAAAAAACGGAGUCGGUUUGUUGGAGGAAUUGGAAAAGAGUUUAAACCUAGUCAGCGACGGUCUUAAAGAAAUCGCAAAUACGGAAGUGGAUUCGGGAGAAUCGAACGCGUCGGAAACGACGCCGACUAAAAACGGUCACAUAAAAUUAUUUUUCAAAAUCAAACGGAGUCCCAUACUCGACGACAUAUUGGAAUCCGGUAGUAAUAUUCUAAGGAAUCCGUUCGAAAGGGAAUACGAAGUUUUAAGAAUAGACAGCCGGGAUUCGUUCGAUCUCGACGAAUCGGGGGAUGCGAAAGAAUCGGAUGCCAGCAACAGCAGCAGUAGCAAUCUAGGUUUGGACAAUGACGGCGAUAGCGGUUUCAGUUCGAGCAGAGACGGACACGGUAAACUUCCGGUCGAUAUAGUAUCUAGACCCCCGAUGAAAAGACUGAGGCUCAUACUCGGAAGCGAAACGAGAACCAUUGAAAUACCGACCGUUUCAUAA
This is a messenger RNA of Pediculus humanus corporis (human body louse), 1656 nucleotides long. RefSeq lists its product as uncharacterized. The transcript has 7 exons. The record is from RefSeq and is a predicted model, not a curated record. Gene Ontology annotation, cellular component: nucleus. Bases 1 to 1656 code for a protein of 551 amino acids. Gene Ontology annotation, molecular function: protein binding; histone H4K20 methyltransferase activity. Lineage: Eukaryota; Metazoa; Arthropoda; Insecta; Psocodea; Pediculidae.